GGGUUAUACAAACAAUGGCCAGAGUUUGGGAUUUAUUCAUUCCAUGACUAAUCUUAGCCACAAUUGAAGCAACGAAGGCUAAUGUCGAUAACAAAAUCCAGAAAGUUUACUCAGUGCAGUAUCUGGAGAGUAUCAGCAGUAAUUACCCCUUUACAAUCGUAUUUGUGGGUAAUAUAGAGCAAGGAGAUAGAUAUUAUGAGAAAUUUAAAGAGUUUGUUGAUGAAUACUCAAAAGUACCUAAAAUACAGUUUGUUGCUUUGAAUAACCAGACUUUUCAAACAUCAAUUUUCUCUGAUUUCAACAAGGAGGAUCCAUUCUCAUUGUAUAUUAUCAAGCAAGGCGGAAGGGCUUUUCGAUAUAAUUCAGAAGAGUUUGAUUUGAAUAGGGUUACAUCCUUUUGAAGUAAAAUUAUUUCAAAAUAAUCUUGAUAUGGUUCCAAGUCACAAGCAGAAAUGACUUCUUCCUCCGUUUACCCAAAAAGAUUUUGACGAGAUUUAUGAAGAAGCUGGGGCAUAUAUUGUCAUAAAUGAAGUAGACUCUACUACUCUUCAUGAAAAGCUUGAAAUAGGAUGAUUGAUAUUAGAUGCUGUUUAUAGCACUGGAGCCAAACUCUCUGCUUUCUUUAUCAAUGAAAAUACUCCUAGAGCUGAAUAUUUCAGCACAUUUCCUCCAUUCAAGCCUUCAGUAAAGAGAGAUACUUUGAACACAAGAGUGUACAUAAUAGACACAUCGACAUUAAAUGGGGAUAGAAUGGUUAGAAGCUACCCUCCUGGAAAAGAGUAUACUUCUGAAGGCAUCAAGCAGUUCAUCGAGCAAUUUAUCCAAGAUAAGCAAGAUGAUUUUGAUUAUGAACUUGAUCUCUAA
Molecule: messenger RNA, 864 nt
Organism: Moneuplotes crassus
Lineage: Eukaryota; Ciliophora; Spirotrichea; Euplotida; Euplotidae
Source: the annotation of a GenBank genome assembly